Molecule: messenger RNA, 8913 nt
Organism: Conger conger (European conger)
Lineage: Eukaryota; Metazoa; Chordata; Actinopteri; Anguilliformes; Congridae
Gene: rps6ka5
Product: ribosomal protein S6 kinase, polypeptide 5
Exons: 17
Coding region: 217-2613 (798 amino acids)
Biological process (GO): protein phosphorylation; intracellular signal transduction; regulation of DNA-templated transcription
Molecular function (GO): magnesium ion binding; protein serine/threonine kinase activity; ATP binding
Source: RefSeq, a predicted model, not a curated record
GUAGUAACGUUAAUGGACCCAACAGUGUGUGAUUAUUGGGGGGUGAAUUCUGGCAUAGCCUACUUUGGUUGCACGAUUUUUAAUGCUGGUCAAAUAGUUAAUCAAGUUCAAAUUUAGUAACGCCUGUACGCGGUUUAGAGUCACUCCACGUUUUAUUCGUUUUUAGGCUGUUAGCUGCCUAUUUCAGAACUCGUAUAUUUGCGAACGGCGCCUUGGAUGCCAUCGCCGAUGGACGGAUCAUCCGGCAGAGAAGGUGACCUGUAUACGGUGAAGCACGAGCUAAAAAAUGCUAACCUCACUGGCCACGUGGAACGGGUGGGGAUAGAGAACUUUGAGCUGCUGAAAGUGCUGGGCACUGGGGCCUAUGGAAAGGUGUUCCUGGUGCGCAAGGUGAGUGGGCACGAUGCGGGGAAGCUGUACGCCAUGAAGGUGCUGAAGAAGGCCACCAUCGUGCAGAAGGCCAAGACCGCAGAACACACCCGUACCGAGCGCCAGGUCCUGGAGCACAUCCGCCAGUCGCCGUUCCUCGUCACGCUGCACUACGCCUUCCAGACCGACACGCAGCUGCACCUCAUCCUGGAUUAUGUGAACGGCGGGGAGCUCUUCACGCACCUGGUGCAGCGCGUGCGCUUCCGGGAGCAAGAGGUGGCGCUGUACAGCGGGGAGAUCGUGCUGGCGCUGGAACACCUGCACCAGCUGGGCAUCGUGUACCGGGAUCUGAAGCUGGAGAAUAUCCUGCUCGACUCGAACGGCCACAUCGUCCUCACAGACUUCGGCCUGAGCAAGGAGUUCCACGAGGUGGAGAGGGCCUACUCCGUGUGCGGCACCAUCGAGUACAUGGCCCCGGAGAUCGUGGAGGGGGGAGCGGGCGGACAUGACAAGGCGGUGGACUGGUGGAGUCUGGGAGUGCUGAUGUAUGAGCUGAUGACUGGAGGGUCACCCUUCACAGUGGACGGAGAUGAGAACUCCCACACCGAUAUCUCCAAGAGGAUCCUGAUGAAGGCCCCUCCCUUCCCCAAGGACAUGAGCCGUCUGGCCAGAGACCUGAUCCAGUGCCUCCUCACCAAAGAGCCCCAGAAGAGGCUGGGCUCCGGUCCGUCUGGGGCCCAGAGCGUUAAAGAGCACCCCUUCUACCAGAAAAUCAACUGGGAGGACCUGGCGGCGAAGAAGGUUCCGGCGCCCUUCAAGCCGGUGAUCCGGGACGAGCUGGACGUCAGCAACUUCUCCGAGCAGUUCACCGAGAUGGACCCGGCCUACUCCCCCGCCGCCCUGCCCCAGAACUGUGACCGGAUCUUCCAGGGCUACUCCUUCAUGGCUCCCUCCAUCCUGUUCAAGCGCAACGUGGUGAUGGACGACCCGGCCCAGCUGUGUGGAGGCUCGGAGCGGCCUGGGCCCUCCGCCGUGGCCCGCAGUGCCAUGAUGAAGGACUCCCCGUUCUACAUACACUACACGCUGGACCUGAAGGAGCCCGUUCUGGGGGAGGGGAGCUUCUCCAUCUGCAGGAGCUGCACCCACAAGAAGACGGGGCAGAAGUACGCCGUCAAGAUCGUCAGCAAGAGGAUGGAGGCGCAGUCGCAGAAGGAGAUUGCCGCUCUGAAACUGUGCGACGGCCACCCCAACAUCGUCAGGUGCCACGAGGUGUAUCACGACCAGCUUCACACGUACCUGGUCCUGGAGCUCCUGGGGGGCGGGGAGCUACUGGAGAGGAUCCGGCAGAAGCAGCACUUCAGCGAGACCGAGGCCAGCCGGAUCAUGAGACGCCUGGUCUCCGCCGUCAGUCACAUGCACGACGUGGGCGUGGUCCACCGGGACCUCAAACCAGAGAAUCUGUUGUUCACCGACAGCAGCGAGGGCUCGGAGAUAAAGAUCAUCGACUUCGGUUUCGCCCGACUGAAGCCUCCGGACAACCAGCUGCUGAAGACGCCCUGCUUCACCCUGCAGUACGCUGCCCCGGAGAUCCUCAACUACGACGGCUACGACGAGUCGUGUGACCUGUGGAGCCUGGGCGUCAUCCUGUACACCAUGCUGUCAGGGCAAGUGCCCUUCCAGUGUCAAGAGAAGAGUCUCACCCACACCAGUGCUGAGGAGAUCAUGAAGAAGAUCAAGAAAGGGGACUUUUCUUUUGAAGGCGAGGCCUGGAGGAAUGUAUCCCAGCAGGCCAAGGACCUCAUACAAGAGCUGCUGACGGUGGAUCCGGAGAAGCGGAUCAAGAUGUGCGACCUGAGGUACAACGCCUGGCUUCAGGACGACAGCCAGCUGUCCUCCAACCCGCUGAUGACGCCAGACAUCCUGGGCUCCUCCACAGCCUCUGUGCACACCUACGUCAAAGCCACCUUCAACGCCUUUAACAAGUGUAAGAGGGAGGGCUUCCGGCUGCAGACGGUGGACAAGGCUCCCCUGGCCAAGCGGAGGAAGAUGAAGAAGACCAGCACCAGCACGGAGACGCGGAGCAGCUCCAGCGAGAGCUCGCACUCCUCGUCCUCUUCCUCGCAGACCACGCCCGGCGACGCCCCCCUGCCCCCCAUCAGCUCCCCCCCGGCCUUCGGCGCGGACGGCGAGCCGCCGCCGAAGGCCGCCAAAAAACCGUCCAUGUUCCACUUCUCCUCCGAGUGAGCGGAGCGGGGGCUGGGGGGGAAACGGGAGGAAGUGACAUCACGGCGGCGGGGUGCACUGACGGACGGACGGACGGACGGGGAACGGUCUUCUCUUGGGCAGCUUGGUCAGCACACACUGGAAUUCCAAACCGGUUGGGAAUGCCUUCAUUUCCACCAAAAAAAAAUAAAACAUGCAUGCACUGACCCAGAAUCCUCUUUUCCCCCCCCCCAAAACAUCGCUAGCAAUAGGAGGACCGACCCCACCCGCUCCGCGCAUGUCCUCACUAAUCGCCAUGACAACGGACUUCCCGAGACAUCCAGAUGGCUUUGAACGGGCAGGACGGUGGCGGGUGUGAAAGCCAGCCCUUUUCCCAUGGAACAUUCUGGAUGACGGUUUAGGUGGUGGUAGAGAGUGUUUAUAAGGGUGUACAUUAGGUGGGAAAAUGAUAUAUUGUCACAGGAUUUGUGCUUCGUAUCUCUUAACUUAUUGUCCAUGUAGUUACUGUCGUUAAGUGACUGUUUCCGUGGUUAAUUGAGACCAUUAGACAUUUCUACUUUUUUCAGAAAUCUUGCUCCAUUUUCCAUUUUUAGAUACAUUCACCGCAGAACUUUUUGGCAAAAAAAAAGAAAAAGCAUUAAUGUGUAGUUUUUUUUAGACAAAAAAAAAUCAACACCUCAGCUCCUAAACAACUGUAGCAUAGAAAAGAACAAUAUUUGUCUACAAGGAUUUUUGCAUAUCUGUUCAUGUAGCAUUAACUUUAACAUCGUACCUAAGAGUAAUUUCGCGGACGAUUCGUCCUUCCUGGCGCAAAGCAGAGAUACUGCGUGGACAGCGCUGCUCUGUGAUUGGGUGAGAUCGCCGUGACCUUUGCCUGUUUGGGGUCGGCCGUCGCUCGGCGUAGACACUGCAGACACUGUUUACGUGUGAGCCGCAACGCCCAAGGUACUUUUAGAAGUGAGCUCACCGACCGUGCGCAAGAGUAUAUUGUUUCUAGUUUUGUGAGAGGGGCGCAGGGGGAGGGGUUGUGGUGGCUUUUUAUUUGGGAACAGUAAUGCGGGCCAGCUGCAGCGAAUUAUGGGAAACGUUCGUAACCUUUAAAUCUCUUUGAAGUUUCUGCAGCCCUUCUACAUGUUGUGGUCGUAUUUAUAGAUUUUCGAGGGUGCCAUUUUCUUUGGGAAGGGCUGUCCUAUGCCAAAUCCUGGCCGAGCUUCGCAUGCACUUCCAGGUGGCUUCACCGAUGGGAAGACAAUGGACAGAGCUACGACGGGCACAAAUAUGCAUCAAAAUACGAGUCAGACCAGCACAGCAAUAACCCCUCAAAGUUCUCUGUGCUUCGGAACCAGAGAGCCAACUCUUACGGGAAGAGCUUUAAGUGAACACGGAUUUUGUUUUGAGUUUGUUUGUUUGUUUGUUUUUUUGUUUUUCCCAAGAAAAAACAACUGUGCUUUGAAGACCUAUUUACAACUGAAAAGGGGAGCGUGGUCUUUAAAAAAAAAAAAAAUAGAAAAAAUCUGAAAAAGAGCCUUUGGGACAUUUUUUUUACUCAAUUAUUUGUCCCAAAGCUCUGUACGUUUUCCACGUUGCGAGCCUCUAGGUGCAUAUAGUGGCUGUGUUUAAACAUUUCAGUAUUUCACGUGCGUAUAAAGGUGCGCACAGGAAAGUGAGGCUUCCUAUGCAAUAUCUAAAGGGAAUAUCACUUCUGCAAGCACAUAUCACGCGCACAGCCAUGCCGCUGCGCCGGUUUCUGUCUUUUUCUGUGCUUUUCGGAUAUUACUGAAGCAUUAGUUCCUGUUUUAUAUAUGCGUGUACUACAAGUACUACAAGCUUUUGUCCAGAACAAUGGCUUUGGUCCAAGCUGAAGUCCACGGUCCGUUGUAUUGCAUAUCGAGUGCUGUACGGCUAGUCUGUUUCCUGCCUGCUGCAGAAUUGCUCUUUUUGACCACUGUAGCUGCUUUGUACUGCGGGUUACGUAUCUAAAUGCAGGGCAGGCUUAUUGGGUGGAUAUUUUUUGCUGGAUGCAGGGGCAAAGUGUGAUUUUUAGUUCAAUUUUUUCACGGUUUCUACGAACUGAAAAAUUGGGAAAUUCUAGAUUGGAGAAGACCUUUUAUGAUCAUCUCCCACUUGGAGGGGGUUGGUGAACCUGGACACUGAAACCUGGAAUGUGGCCCAAAAAAGCCCCCUCCCCCCCACCCACCUUUACUACCACUGACUGACUGCCAAAACACCUACCAGUGCCAGUGGCCCAGAUUACAGCCCCAGUUCAGUUGCAGGACUGUGAUUCAGUUAUUCACAUGUUAAAUUGUACUGCUUCUUAGCGUGAUUUCCAACCUUGAUUGUUCAACAAGUUGUGAAUUUAUGCUCUAAUGGUGGUUUCGAGAUCUUGUUUACAGGAUAUGCAUAAGAUCUGUCCUUCAGUAUAUCGUGGGGUAGACUACAGAGGAAAUAUAUUUUUUGAUCAGAGAUAUCGAACCUUGUUGUAUAGAGUAGACAGGUCCGUGGUCGGUUAUUUUUUCAGGUGAGUCUCAGUGAGAUAAAACAUCUCUUUUACAAGGGACCCCUGGGUAAGAGAUUACAGUUAUUGUACAGUAUAUCUGAGUAGUACAGGGCAUUGGGAGCAGUAGAUUCCUCCAGUAGAAUACCAGAUAAUUGUAGACUGUUAUGUGUCCUGUAUUUCACACUUGUGGUAUUUUUUUAGCUGUCCUGCCGCAGGCUUCGUCGGUUGCAGUGGAUGCAGAGCGCUUGCACGUGCAGUAGCUGUAACUACUGUCGGUAUUAGCGAGCGAGCUCUCGCCCUCCUCAUAUUUGUGUGUGAGCAGGGGGCGCUACGCAAACCACACAUUCAGCUGAAGACAAUCAGAACCGUGCGUUUUACACAUCACCGAGUAUCACUAAACCAAAGUGUGAUUGGUUUAGCCCUUUUGGGAUAAAAAAAAAAUAUAUAUGUAUAUAUAGACGGUCCUCUUUUAACAUCUUGUGUCAUGUCUGUAUUCAGUGUAUAUCAUGUAAAAUAUGAAUUGUUCAAAUGUCGGUUCAAAUACUUGGAUUAACGAUAUCAAACGAACUGUUCUAUGCACGCGGUCAGUGAUGUACGCUACUGUAUGGUAUAGUAUGGUAGGCCGGUAACGAGGGUAAAUAGCACAUGCAUUGGGAUAUUUCUGUCGGGCUUUCUUCGUCUUCGUUUCGUUUCGAUGUUUGCCUGGUGGGAAGGUGUGCCUCUAGAAAUCGCGGACUAAAACGAAACGACGUGACUGGUGUCGCUUUCGCAUUUAGGAAAAUUGUUUUAGUUGACAUCACAGGAUUAUUUAUGGAUUGCGGCGGCCAUGACCUUCCCGUUCUUUGGUUUCGCUGCAGAUGGGUGUUUUUUUCCCCCAGAAGCAGGUUUAGAUUUUCCUCUCUGGCGAAUAAUUUAAUCCUGUACUAUGUAGGUGACCCAGAACUGGGUCACCUACAUAGACCUUUCUCGCGAAAUUGUCUAUUUCAUGAGAAAUUGCACGUGUUGCAUUUUAAUCAAAAGUGCGAACCGUUUCUAGGUCAGCCAGACGGAUAAAUUGCUGUCGUUUUCUUGGAAGUCCUUUAUGAUGAAUCACAGCUAGUACUUAUGUAAAAAAGUGACUUGUUAAACUUGUGUACUAGUUGAAUACAAAGUAGCAGUUUGUCUUUGUGUCUUUUGUUUGUGAAUGGCCAGAGAUUUUAAAGCAUUAUUUGAAAGGAGAGACCUGUUUUAAAGGGACCUUUCUCCCGGUGAGGAGCAUGUUGCAGUCCUCAGGCGGGGGCCGUGUUCUCUCUCUCGCCGGGCUGAAUAUGGCCCUCCGUCUGCAUGCCGGGGCUCUGGAGCAAAAUGGUCGAAAGAGGAGUUCCAUUGUGAGGGACUGCUCUGAGAGCUGGUGCCUCUGGCACACAGCCCAGCUGGACGCCAUCGGGCGGGAGUACCAAUGAAAAUAGUCAUUGUUCAGGAGAACGUAUUAAAAAAAAAAGAAAAAAAAAAGCUAAAUGUGAUGCUAAAGAGUUCCUUUAGUAUUAACUCUUUUUUUAAAUGGUAACAUUAAUCUGGAGUUUGUAUUAUAUUUGUAUGUCCUAACAUGAGGUUUUGAUUGGAUGGAAGUCACUGUCUGCGCACGAGCUGAGGAAACGCUCGCGUUUGUGCGUCUCACGCGAGCCCUCCAUUUUGAAUCCACACAGGGUUUCGAAUCUGUAAACGGUUUUGGUGGUGGGGCUACACUGAACUAACAUUCUGGGUCCAACCGAAGAGGACGUCUACAUUGUUCCUCGUUUUACGAACAGGUUGGGAGUGAGCUGUUCAGGAAAUGGCUGUUUUUGUUUUGUAAUUAUUUUUUAUUUAUUUUUUGCUCUUCAUUUUGCCAAAGGGAAAUGAUGCUGCUGUAACGGCAACACUGUUGGAACCAAUUCAUGCAAAACCUACCUUUCAACAGGAAAGCAUGUGCUUUUACCUUUUUUGUAGUAAACUUUUACUUUUAUUUUUUAAAAUAAAAUUUAGUAUUCUUAAAAGCGUGUAGUGCUUAUUACUCCUCGUAAAGCGAUGGAGGAAAUAAGGCUUCACUAUUUCGAGUGUGCUUUCAUAGGCAGCUGAUGCUGCUUAGCGUUUUUAUAUUCACCGAAAAUAUGUGCCAUUGCCGUCGUCAUAAACAAUCCCAUAAUCCCUGCUCUCUUUAGCUGCUUCAUAGCUGCACCCUUUUUGGUCAGUAGACCCUGCUGUUCUCUGCACUGUGGACACACCUCACUGUGAAAACUCAUUUUGUUAUUUUUCUUUUUACAGGAUAGAAGUUUAUGUAUGUUUGAUUAGGUUUGUGUUUCUUGAAAUCCCUAAUAUGAUCAUUUAUAUCCUCACUGAUUUUGAAUUGUGUUUUAUUAUACAGUUUAGUGAGAGAGUUCAAUGGAGAAAACAUAUAUAUAUAUAAAAGUCACUGCUUUACUGUUUGAGACCGUUUUAUUUUUUAUUUUUCCAUAAGUGCACAGGAUAUCUAACCGUAUGGUUAGUGAAAAGGGUGUCCAGUCAUGCUACAAUCGGACCUUUAAAAGCUAGGCACUGAAGUGGGGUUUUCUUUUUGUAAUUUAAGAGAACAUACCAAUCAGUGACCGCCUUUAAGAAGAUAGUAGACCAUAGAUAUUAGAGCAGGGGUGGGAAUUUCUGUCCCUGGAGGGCUGACAUGUGUGCAGGUAUUUGUUUCCUGUCAUUACCCUGGCUAAAUCCGCUAACUGGCUGUAUACCCCAACACUGGUUCACUCGUAGAUCGUGGAGUAACAUUUCAUAUGGGGACACAACAACAGUCUCGCGCUGUCAUGCAUGCGCUUAUCGAGAAAUAUAGCUAUAAUCUGAGGUGCCAUAAAUGUUCGGGCUGAUUAAGUCAUUAAGGCCAGACGUGGUAUUGAGACCCAGGAUUUUGAAGUGUUCUGCAGGGCAUUUCCAGUGGUGGCCAGCAGGGGGCGGCCUUUGAGUGCGAGUUCUCUUGGGAUCCAUUAGGGUUUGGUCAGAUCGAGGUUUAGUUUAGCCCUUGUAGUCCUUUUAACUGUGGCGGCACAAGAAAAAAUGUCGAUCUGUUUUUCACUUUGGAAUGUGCAAUGUCAUCUUUAUGCAGAGAAAAGUACUCUUUUUUUUUUUUUUUUAGAUAAGGCAUUACGUAAAUAUUUACACAAUUAUAUUUUUUGUUAUCUAGCUGGGCUAGAGCAUAGAUUUAUAGAUUUAUUAACUUAUUGAUACUGAAAUCAUCAUUUGUGGCUGUGUCUACACAAAGACAAACCAAAAUUAUUUCACUUUUUGUUUUUGUCUGCUGUAUAUAUUGAUAUAUUGUAUAUGUUAAGCCAUAAGUACAUACAAAUCUGACUUAAAUGCAAAAUUCAAAUGCUCUAUUGGUUGUACUAGGUAUUUAAAUAAGAAUUUUGACAAAAAAUAACACAAUUGUAUUUUUUAAAAAAGAUAUAGAGUAACCAUGAACUUUGGUGAGUAUUUUAAAGAGAAUAACGUUUCAAAAAGUUAUGACAUUUUUUGUUUUAUGUGGUACUACAUUGUGUGAAACUCCAGUGCUUUGUGUGUGGGUCAACGUUUUAAUGGUGAACUGAGUGUUGAACAGAGGAGAGGAAUGUGUGUGUGUGUAGUUGGUUGGUCCCGUUGGAGUAAUGUUUGUAUCGUUUCCCGUGGUUGAGACUUGGAACAAUUGCGGUUCAGUAUACGUUUAAACAACACAAUGUUCAAGAAAAAGAUAAGGGCUUUAAAGUUUUGAAAUCUUUAUAUUAAAUAAAUUAUAUAAUAAUGCUGGUACUGUUUAAUGUCAUAUGUUUAAUAAAGUUAUAUAUGUUCACAUA